AUCCGUGCAACACGAUUCUUGCUCACUCUACUUCCCCUUACAAGAGAUGUAGGCUCUCAUGGGAAAUGGGCUCUAUGGGAAAAAUUCCCACGAUUUGUCAUCACUGGAAUCGGCGUCUCGUCGGUGCUCGAAAUUAAAUGCAGCACGUUUGUCGAAUAAACAAGAGUGAAAAAUAUAAAAAUAGUAAAAAUUUACUUGAUUAAGUGCAAUUAUCAUGUAGAUAGAUAGAUUUAAACAUUUAUAUUUUCUAUAAAAGUGUUGUUCGACAGAAUAAAUUUAAAAAAUGCCAAUUUUAGCCUUAAAUGUAAAAACUGUGAAAUUAAUCACUACUACGCAAGUAAUAACUUCUGUUUACUCUGCAGUUAAAGAAUUAAUAGAGAAUGCACUUGAUGCUAAUGCGGACAACAUCGAAAUUAAUCUUAUAGAUAAUGGUACAUCUUUGAUAGAAGUAAAGGAUAAUGGUUGUGGCAUAUCUAAAGAUGAUGCACUAUUUAUGGGUUUAUCUUCAUAUACAUCUAAAAUAUCAAAUUUUGAAGACUUAGAUGUGUUAUAUACAUUUGGAUUCCGAGGAGAAGCACUUAAUGCACUGUGUGCAGUGGCAGAAGUUACUAUUAUAACAAAAACAAUGGAAGAUAUUGCUGGGACUUCAUAUACAAUGGACCAUGAUGGACAAAUUAUAAAAUAUGAACCUUGUCAUAGAAGUACUGGUACUACAGUACAAGCAAAAAAUUUAUUUAAGCAAUUACCUGUGAGGAGACAGAUGAUUAUCAAUACAAGAAGAGCUAAUCAAAAUAUUAAAUUAUUAGAAACAUUGAUACAAAGUUUUAGUAUAUGCAAACCAAAUAUACGAAUUCAAUUCAGAAUUGAUAACAAUGUUAUAUUUGCAAAACCAAGUUUAAAUAAUAUCAAAGAAGCUGCAUGUCAUGUACUAGGUAGAAAAAUUACAUCUAACAUGGAAUGGAUUGAACCUAAAAAUAUAGGAUUUGUUUUGCAAUUAAUGUUACCUUCAAAACAAGUGAAGGAUUUAUCAGAAAUUACCCAUUCUGGAUUACAGUAUAUUUUUGUUAACAAUAGGUCUAUUAAACAUAAAGAGCUUGAAAAGGUAGUAAUUAAUACAAUAUUAGAAUAUUUUGAACAAGAGUCAUGCAGAAAGAAGGUGGUAUUUCUUGUGUAUAUUGUAUUAGAACCAAUUAACAUUGAUGUCAACUUAGAACCAAAUAAAGAUACAAUUCUUUUCAAAGAUCAGAAUAAAGUCCUUGAUACCAUAGAUAAAUGCAUAAGAACAUUCUAUGGGCUUAAAUUUUUGAGAAUCGCUGAGCAAAAUGUAUCUGAUGAUGCAUCUAGCUGUUACGAAGAUUGCAUACUUAAUACAAAUGAGGGUAUUAUUGAAAAUGAAUGGUCUGCUUGUAAGAAACGAAAAAUACAUGCCCAAGAGAAUAUGCAGGAAGAUAUAAUUAAAGAAAAAAUUAUACCUAAACACCAUAAUGCUGUUAUAAAUGAAUGCGAAGAAGCUCUGCAGAACAAACAACAAGGGGUUAAUCAGACUUAUAAUCAGCAACAUUAUAAAGAUGCAUUAAUUCUAGCAACUCAUAUACAAGCACCGAAUUUAAGUGAUUCUGAUUCAAAUGAUAUUUUUCCCAUUCCAUCUUCAUCUAAUAAUAGCAUAUCAGUACAAGAAGAACGUGAAACUUUGAGUCAAUUACCUAUAGUAGAUCUUGGUGAAGAUUUUGACUUUGUAGAUGAGAAUAUAGAAACUAAAAAUUUAAGUAUUCUUACAAAUGAAAAUCAGAAUAACUGGAACAAGUUACAGAAGAAGAAACAAAUUUCACUAGAAACAUGGAGCAAAGGACAUAUACCUGGUCUUAAGAGUGGUAUAGAUGUAAACUCUGCUUUUGCUGUUGGAAACCAAUUAAGUGAAAAUUUCGCUAAGGAAAAUAAUGAAAUAUUAGAAUCAAAUAAAACCCAUGUUGACCAUAAAGAACUUAAAUUUUUAAAACAUGUUAGAUCGCAAGUUGUGAAAGAAAAUCCUACAUUGACAGCACCCCAAACAGCAAAAAAAAUUACUGAAUUCUGGAAGCAAUUGUCGUCCGAAGAACGUGGUUAUUAUCGAGAUAUUGCAGAGGAAGAAGACGAAUAUAAGGAAUGUAAAAAGAUUGAGAAAAAAACUGAAGCAAAUAAAAUAGAUUCGGAAAGAAAUAAAAAUAGGCUUUUAAAAUUAUUUGAGAAAAUAAACAAUAAAAAGAAUGAGAAGAAAGAGAAUUUAAAAAUAAGAACGAUAGUACCUUGGAUUAUUGAUAGAGAUAGAAUAACAAUAAGAUCAAAUUUUGAAAACAAUCAUAUAAUAGGUCGAUUAACAUCCAAUUUAUGGAUAGCUACAAUUUGCGAACAGAUAUGGAUUAUAGAUAUUACAAGUCUAAUAAAGGGUUUGAAAAUUACUAACAUCGAUAUAAAUAAGGUUGAUGCCAAAAAAAUUGAAGAACUUCUCAAACAAUGGUUGUUGAAACGAGAUGAUAUGUCAGUGAUGCGUUCAAUAUACGAAUUUACCAAAAAUAUAUAAAUCUAACACAA
Harpegnathos saltator (Jerdon's jumping ant) is the source of this 2568-nucleotide messenger RNA. Its product is annotated as PMS1 protein homolog 1. The record is from RefSeq and is a predicted model, not a curated record. Gene Ontology annotation, cellular component: MutLalpha complex. Gene Ontology annotation, molecular function: ATP hydrolysis activity; mismatched DNA binding; ATP-dependent DNA damage sensor activity. The transcript has 12 exons. NCBI's taxonomy places the organism in Eukaryota, Metazoa, Arthropoda, Insecta, Hymenoptera, Formicidae. Bases 284 to 2557 code for a protein of 757 amino acids. Gene Ontology annotation, biological process: mismatch repair.